Messenger RNA from Knipowitschia caucasica, 660 nucleotides. The record is from the annotation of a GenBank genome assembly. NCBI's taxonomy places the organism in Eukaryota, Metazoa, Chordata, Actinopteri, Gobiiformes, Gobiidae.
AUGAGACAGAGGAGACAGGAGAAGAGAGAGGAAGAAACAGAGGAGGAGAGAGAGGAAGAAACAGAGGAGGAGAGAGAGGAAGAGACAGAGGAGGAGAGAGAGGAAGAGAGAGAGAGGAAGAGACAGAGGAGGAGAGAGAGAGGAAGAGACAGAAGAGGAGACAGAGGAGGAGAGAGAGAGAGGAAGAGACAGAGAGGAGACAGAGGAGGAGAGAGAGAGAGGAAGAGACAGAGAGGAGACAGAGGAGGAGAGAGAGGAGGAGAGAGAGAGGAAGAGACAGAAGAUGAGACAGAGGAGACAGGAGAAGAGAGAGGAAGAAACAGAGGAGGAGAGAGAGGAAGAAACAGAGGAGGAGACAGAAGAGGAGACAGAGAGGGAGACAGAGGAGAAGAGAGAGGAAGAAACAGAGGAGGAGAGAGAGGAAGAGACAGAGGAGGAGAGAGAGGAAGAGAGAGAGAGGAAGAGACAGAGGAGGAGAGAGAGGAAGAGACAGAAGAGGAGACAGAGGAGGAGAGAGAGAGAGAGGAAGAGACAGAGAGGAGACAGAGGAGGAGGAGAGAGAGAGGAAGAGACAGAGGAGACAGGAGAAGAGAGAGGAAGAAACAGAGGAGGAGACAGAAGAGGAGACAGAGGAGGAGAGAAUAUCAAAAUCAUAACUAG